Xiphophorus couchianus (Monterrey platyfish) is the source of this 2050-nucleotide messenger RNA. Its product is annotated as GTPase IMAP family member 4-like. Gene Ontology annotation, molecular function: GTP binding. The transcript has 2 exons. Bases 253 to 1116 code for a protein of 287 amino acids. The record is from RefSeq and is a predicted model, not a curated record. NCBI's taxonomy places the organism in Eukaryota, Metazoa, Chordata, Actinopteri, Cyprinodontiformes, Poeciliidae.
UAAAUUAAACCCAACUUCCUCUCAUAUGAGCUGAUCUUUCUGUGAUUGUUGAAACUUUUAGUUUUUGUUUUUUUUCAGGACGUUCUGCUUAAAGCGUCCUGGGUGGUUCCGACUGUGAUGGCAAACAAAUUCAGAAGGAGGAGGAGGAGUCUGGACUCAGAAUAUAACACAGCAGGAAUUAAAAAGUAAAAUUAUUCACCACCAUCAACAGCAAAACAUCACAAAUCCACUGCCUGCAAGAGAACAGUGGAAAUGGCCAACGUCAGCUACGAUCGACUUGGUCAAAAGAAGACAGGCCUCAGGAUUGUUCUUCUUGGAGGAACUGGAGUCGGAAAAAGUGCAGCAGGAAACACAAUUUUAGGAGGAAGAUUGUUUCAGUCUAAAGUCUCUCUUUCCUCUGUGACAACAGUCUGUCAGAGGGAAACCAGUAAUGUGGGUGGUUUAAAUCUGGAUGUCAUUGAUACUCCAGGUCUGUUUGAGACAGGUAAAGGUAAUGAAGAGGUUGUGAAGGAGAUACCUAAAGCCAUCAGCAUGGCGGCUCCUGGUCCUCAUGUGUUCCUGAUUGUUCUCCAACCAACCAGAUUCACUAAAGAAGAUGAAAAAAUGGUGGAGAUAAUCCAGAAAAUGUUUGGAGAAACAGCAGCCAGAUACACCAUGAUCCUGUUUACCCAUGGAGACGAGCUAAAAAAGGGAAACAUGACAAUGGAAAACCUGUUAGAAACAUCCCAGCCUCUAAAACACGUCAUCAGUCAGUGUGCCGUCUUCCAGGAAUUUGAAGAUAAAUAUCAUGUCUUUGACAACACAGUUGAGGAUCCUGGUCAAGUCAGAGGAUUGAUGCAGAAGAUCAACAGAAUGGUUAAGGGAAAUGGAGGAAGUUUCUACACCAAUGAAAUGUUUGAAGAGGCGCAGAGAGCCGAGCAAGAAGAAUCAGAACGAUUCCGCAGAGGAAAUUCUGGCAAUAAUCCUGGAGAUGCAAGAGGGCAGACAGAGAGAAACAACUUGAUGAUCCAGGGUGCUUGGUUGGGAGCUUCAGCACUGGCUUGUGGAGUGGCUGUUGGAGCUUUUGGUGGCGUUGUUGUUGUGCAGAUCCUGAGGCAGUGGUUUGAGCUGCAGUAGCAGUGAAAGAGAAAGCCUGCAUUAUACAGUGAUGAUGUGUCUGAUGUUUUGGCCGCAGCUUAUUAAAUCAUGAUUAAAAUGUUCAGCUGUGCUUUGAUCAACGUGCUGAAUCCCUAAUUAACAUCCUGAAUAUCAGAGCAUGAAUGUGUGAAAAUCUGAAGAUAACUUGCAACAUAUUAUCUUGUACUGCUGACUCAAAGUUUAUAUUUUUAGCUGAGUCUCUUCGAAAUGAAGCCACUAAAGAGCUACAACACCUCAACUCUUUACUUCCUCCUUAAUUCAUAAAAUAAGGAGGAAGUAAUGGUGCAUUACUUCUAUAUUUUGUUUCUGUAUAAACUUAUCUUAACUGAGUUUCUGUCCUCUGCACUACAUUCAUCCAUCCUGCAGAUGAGGGAUGGAUGAAACUGUUGGGUUCUGCAGGGAGUGGUUUCCUUCUCCUUCACAGGGUGGCAGGCUGAUGGGAUCCAGCUGUUGCUCAUCACCACCAAUCUGCAAGGUCCUUAAAGGGGAGCGGCUUCCCAGAGUCAGAUGCCAGAUGGUUCCGCUUCUACAGUGUGAACCCGAGCUGAACACUCUCUGAACUGGCCCCACCUGAAGAAUCGGAUCCUAGCUGCUCUGUUUGGCCUUGCACCUGGGUGCGUGACGCCGCCACUCAGCUGCUGCCUGUCUGCCCUCAAUCGCCUGCUGGAACUUCCCCCAUCUGGAAAACCACCACACCUACUGUUGGACCCCCAUGUACUCUCCUCUGCUUACCUCAACCCGCAGCCCGUAAGUCACCAUCAGGUUACUCCAUCAUUCCCUUCAUUACUUCCCACUUUAACCGCUCGCCCUUUGCAGUUCCUCCGCUGGCCCGGUUCCUCCCUGCUGCCGCAGAUCGACGCCCCUCCACACGCUCUCCAGCACAUUCAGUUACUAAAUAAAUCUGUUAAAACUG